Molecule: messenger RNA, 1875 nt
Organism: Triticum aestivum (bread wheat)
Lineage: Eukaryota; Viridiplantae; Streptophyta; Magnoliopsida; Poales; Poaceae
Exons: 3
Coding region: 1-1269 (422 amino acids)
Source: RefSeq, a predicted model, not a curated record
AUGAAGCCGACCCCACUCUGGCCUAGGACCAGCGGCAGGAAUGGCUUUUUUGUCUGUCGCUGGCUCCCGUCGCCGUCGGCGCAGCAAGUUGCAAGGCGGGGAGCAGAGAGCGGCGGCAGGAAUCCGAUGGAUCUGGAGGACGGAAUCGAGGAAGAUGGAUGGGCCUCCUGUCCCAUCCAUUCCAUCCGCAGCGCCGCCACUCCACUGGGCCUCUCCUUCCACCUUGGGAUCUUCCCAGAUCCCUCCCGAUCCAUCCACCUACCUCCCUUGGUUUUCCGCGCCGCCCAAAUCCCAGCAACCACCCACCUCCUCCUCUCGAUCCAUUCUCUUGCCCAACUUCAGAUCAGGAGGCUCGAUCUCGAGCUCCUCUGCUUCUCCCCAAGCGCCCGAGACCUACCUCUUCUCCCCUCGAUCCUGAAGGGAUCAUGUAGCUGCUCGAGGCCCAGAGCAGGAGCGCUCGGCCUCGUCCCCUCGCGCCGCCGUCGCUGGCAACCAGCUCCUCCAAGCUGCCCCCAUCUCUGCACCCGCCUUGAGCGCCUCCCGCUUACCCGAGCACACGCGGGACUCCUCGCUCCUGUCGUCAACCAUGCGCCCGUCGUCCCCGAGCCAGGAGCCCCUUGUUCGAGCGCCAACUACCUCCUCCCGCUUGUCACCUCGCCGGAGAUCCUUCCUCGACACCGAGCUCGCCAAGCCCCGCCACCAGGGACCUCCUAUGUGCCCCGUCGACAGUGCCAGCGCAGCAACGCCUCAUCCACUCACCGUCUUCUCCGCCCGAGGGCCUCCCCUGUCCGACGCCAGGGACGCCGUGUCCCCAAGCAGCAACAUCAGUCCCGAGCCCCGCUGCAUCCCCUCGACCGAACCUCACCGGCGACCCGCAGGAGCCCUGCCAGGGAUCUCCAAGUCUGUGGCCGCCGGUUUGCCUCCGCCCCACACCCGCAGAACCUCACCACCGGUCAGACCGGCCCCACCUCGCCGGAUCCACGCUCACCGGCCUCCACCGCAAGUUUUAGGCUGCCGCUGCUCUGCUUUCUGUCGGGCAGAGGAACGCACCCUGCUUUCCCUGCCUUGCUUGAUCUCCUGGAGGUGAGGACGAGCGCGUUGACCGCGCCAGCCCGUCUACCCGCUGCACCAACUGGGCCGAAGCCCAUGGUGAGCCUCUUGAGAGCCCCUCUGCCCUGUGCACUAUUGGUCCAGUACAAGUUUCAGCCCGUGGACAUUUUUAUCGGUUCUGGACGAUUUGCUAAUUAUCCAGAGUUUUACAGUUUAUAGAAAAACCCUCCAUGUUCAUGCAUAUCAUAUAUCACUAACCGUGCAUCGGAUUAAAAAUGAUUUAAAUAUGUAAAAUGCUUAAUACUUAAUCUAGUUUCAUAAUAUGCAACUUUCAUCCAUGUUUAAAAGGUUUAAAAUGAUGCUUGCGUUUAAUUUUCUAAAUGUCAUGCUAAAAUGGUUUAUAUUGUAACUAAAUAACCGUAGCUCCGGAUUUAAUAAACUUUAUAUGUAAAUUGUCUAGAAAAAUGCAUAGGGCAGAAUAGGGCAGAAUAGUACCAAAUUCAAAAUAUGCAUAUGAGGAUUUUUUCGGAAUUGUUGUUUGUUGUUCCGGCCUCAUUUAAACAUGCCUAGAUAGGUAGUUUUAUUAUGUUCACUCUAUUGCCAUGUUAACCAACAUUUAAUAUUGUUGAGUAGCUUUAACGGGAGCGAAUUAAAUGAUUGAAUGUGUUGUUUCGUAAGUAUGCAACUCGUUACAUAUUGAGCUCCACCAACCGCGUGCGUAACCGUGAUUGUCUCUUUUCGGGGAAGUUUGAGAGGAGAAUACAGUUGGGUUAUGUUUGAACGUAAGUAGUUCAAGAUCACUUCUUGGUCAUUAAUAGUUUGCGA